CGCAAGAUUGCCUCAAUGUUGAAGCCACAAAAAGUGAUUAGGCAAGGUGGGGACCGUUUCACAAUCAGGACGCUCACCACGUUCAGAAGUUAUGAGAUUUCAUUCAAAAUUGGGGAGGAGUUUAAAGAGGUGUCCAAAGGGAUGGACAACAGGUCAUGCCAGACUGUGGUGAACUGGGAAAACGAUAAGCUGGUGUGUGUCCAGAAAGGAGAGAAGAAGAACCGAGGAUGGACUCACUGGAUUGAGGGAGACGAGCUUCAUCUGAGGUUAAAGGCAGCCGUCCAUUACACUGUGGGUCGCAUUUGUCAGAAGAUGGGAGAGGACCAGCGGAGACGGUUCAGCCGGCAGGUCGUAGCAGCGAUAGCGGAGACAACGUUCAGACAGUGCGAUCUAUUUGCCAAAGACCUGGAAGCCUUUGCAAGGCAUGGUAAAAGAAGCACGGUGUCUACAGAUGAUGUAAAGCUUGCAGCCCGUCGCAGUACUGCAUUGUCCAUCUACAUACAAAAUAAAAUUGAGGAACUGAACCAGGAGCAAAAGGAUUUGAAGAAGAAGAGUACUGGGAAGAGGAAGAGCAGAGACACUGAGGAGGAAAACAAAGAAUAAAGGACAAGACACAGGAAGGCCUGCAGCGUCUCACCUGUGUCCAACAUUCAAAGAAACAUGAAGGCUGACUCACAUUCAUUACAAUGAGUUUAGUGUCAUCAAAGGUGCCAUAUUCAUUCUUUCAGGGGAAAUAUGCAGAUUAACUUUAAAGACUUCUACAGCAUGAGAUCUUAUUAGAUAUUCACACUUUCUGCAGAAUUACAUUUCAUUUGUGACUGUUACCUGCCCUGGGACCUGCUGAUGUAAUGUCAAAAAUACAGUGCAUUGACACUGGGUUGACACAGAAAUGAUCAUGUAUGAACUGACUUGCAAGUACGUAGGUUUUAAAAACAAAAAGGCACUGACAAAGUGACAGAAUAUAAAAACUCUAAAGCCAGCUUCAACAUCUUUAAUUAGAGCAGUUUUGACUGACUAGAAUUAUUUACCUGCCAUGUUUCUCAAAAGUGUGACACCAAAUAUAUCCAAAUGUUUAUCAUUUUUUAUCUGGGGAAAACUCACAAGGACUAUAAAUACUAUCUGGCAAGCUAUCAAUAUUGUUCACCCAAUGAGCACUUUAAGCACACCUGUACAGUCUAAUGCAAUUAAAUAAACCUGCCAUAAAGUCUA
This is a messenger RNA of Acanthopagrus latus (yellowfin seabream), 1209 nucleotides long. RefSeq names its product centromere protein S-like. Gene Ontology annotation, molecular function: protein heterodimerization activity; fatty acid binding; chromatin binding. The record is from RefSeq and is a predicted model, not a curated record. NCBI's taxonomy places the organism in Eukaryota, Metazoa, Chordata, Actinopteri, Spariformes, Sparidae. Gene Ontology annotation, cellular component: cytosol; nucleus; FANCM-MHF complex. The transcript has 6 exons. Bases 16 to 603 code for a protein of 195 amino acids. Gene Ontology annotation, biological process: resolution of meiotic recombination intermediates; replication fork processing; fatty acid transport.